CACGUGUCGAUUUCACCACACAUCUCGGCUGUUGCACGAGAGUGACGUAGCGUGGCUUGUUCCAAAUAUAGAACCGCCACCAGGGGUUUUCCCAGCGAUAAGACAAAAGCGUUCGGCGAACGUAUUUCACCGACAAUGCUGACAUUGGAGUUUUUUAACAGUUACUUAACAAGGAUGGGUUCAGUUCUUGGAUUUCCCUUGACAGAGGUACAUGUGGGCUUUAACCAAAGACUCCAAGUGCAUGGAUAACACGACGACAAAGGCACAACGCAGUAAGCUAACAAAGACUGGGAAACUACGGCCAGCCAUUGAGGUCAGCUGACACACAAGUGUUCAACUACCGCCACAACAUGGUGUACGACGGGUUUUGUGGCAACGAUCGACUUUGGGAUCUGGACUUGUUAACCAACAACACUUGGCCUGAGUUCACGCCAUGUUUCCAGACUACGGUACUGACGUGGGUGCCGUGUGGGUGGCUGUGGGCCACCCUCCCUGUCUUCCUGCACCACCUCCACCACAUACGCCAGCACUACCCCCUGUCAAAACUCUGCAUCGCUAAAAUAGUGGUCCAGGUGGUGUUAGUGGGACUGGCAGUGGCUGAAGUGGUAUCAGGACAACUGGAGCCGUACAGCAUAUCAAAGACUCCGGCCUUUUAUACGACAGCUGCUGUGCGGCUGGCUACACUGGUCUUGUCCAUAGGGCUGACGAUGCAGUCCCGACGUAAAGGUCUGUACAGCCCGUGCCUGUUGUUCUUGUACUGGUUCUUCUGGCUGUUCUGCGACAUCGUUCCAUUCUACACACGGGCAAUGCAGUGGAAUGAGCGGCCUCGUUCUGACCUAGCACUGUUCUACGUCCAAUAUGCCGUCAUUCUGGUGGAAUUCAUCCUGUGCUGUUUCGCCGACACCGAUCAAAUCAUACUGACCACAGGAGUCGAGGAGAAGAGGGUCCCUUGUCCCGAGACAACAUCGUCCUUCCCCGAGAAGGUCACAUUCGGUUGGAUGCAUAGCAUCAUCUGGACGGGAUGGCGACGCCCCCUGAUGGAGGAAGAUCUCUGGGACCUCCCCCCUCACAUCAAGUGUAAACAAGUCGUCCCAAGGUUCUUCAAGAAUCUCCAAAAAUACUUUUUCAAGUCACACACGGACACAACUGACGAAGUCACACAUGUUCCAAAGAUCCCCGAGAAACAAACUCUCCUGGAGCUCCAGUCUGUCCCACCAGCAGGGAGUACCCUACCACAGAAGGAUGGCCUCCCUGACAUCAUCUACAAGACGUCAACGUUUGAUGACGUCAAGAAUCCGGGGAAAGGCACCUCCUUCCUGAUACUUAAGGUUCUGUUGAAGACCCAUGGCCGGGAACUCAGCAAGGCUCACAUUUUCAAACUGGCGUGUGACGUUAUACGAUUCCUGAACCCAAUAUUGCUCAAGUUAAUGAUCCAGUUCAUCGAAGAAAAACAGAGCGAGACGAUGUGGAAGGGGUAUGGCCUCUCUGUGUGUUUCUUUCUGGUGUCCGUCUCCAUCUCUCUGCUCAACGCCCAGACGUUCUACAUCAGCCACAACAUCGCCGUGAAGAUCCGGACGGGCCUGGUGGCCGCCGUGUACAAGAAGGCCCUGACGAUGAACAACGAGUCCAGGAAGGUCUUCACGACCGGCGCCAUUGUGAACCUCAUGUCCGUGGACUGCAACCGGGUGGAGGGGUGUAUCCAUCAGCUCUUUCAGCUCUGGUCAGCUCCACUCAGCCUCGUGCUGUGUUUCUACUUCCUGUAUCAAGUCAUCGGCGUCUCCAUGGUCGCCGGCUUGGCGGUGAUGGUCGUCAUGGCGCCGCUCAACUAUAAGUUGGUCUUCUACAUGAAGAAACUCCACAACAAACAGCUUAGUAUCAAGGAUGAGAGACUCAAGCACAUGAACGAAAUAUUGAAUGGAAUUAAGGUACUGAAGCUCUAUGCGUGGGAGUCCUCGUUCAGGGACAAGGUGAUGGCUAUCAGAAGCAGAGAGAUCGCACUCAUCAAGAAACUCGCCGUCAUGAACGCCCUCAACGUGUUCUGCUGGGUCGGCGCCCCGACGCUGGUGACGCUGGCAAGUUUUGUGACGUAUGUGUUGAUGUCAGAGCACCAGUUCCUGGACUCGCAGACUGGCUUCGUGGCCCUGGCGCUCUUCAACAUUCUCCGCGAACCCAUGAACGCACUCCCCAUGGCGAUAUCUAACAUGGCCCAGGCCGCCGUCUCCAUAUCCAGGCUGACCAAGUACCUGUCCGGUCAAGACCUGGACCCAGAGACGGUCAAACACACGGAAGAGAAAGAUAAUGUGAUAAGCAUUGAACACGGCCAAUUCAGUUGGGACAGAGAUUCCGACAAGAUACUGAAGAACAUCUACUUCAAGGUGAAGAAGGGUCAGCUGGUCGCUAUUGUGGGUCAGGUUGGAGCAGGCAAGUCAUCCCUGCUGUCGGCAGUCCUCGGCGAGAUGGAGAAGAUCCACGGCGAUGUCCGUAUGAAGGGUUCUGUUGCCUAUGUUCCGCAACAAGCAUGGAUGCAAAACCUCUCCUUGCGCAAGAACAUUCUGUUCGGAACUCCACAUGAUGAGACUAAAUACAGACAUCUGCUCCACGCAUGCUCACUGGAGGCCGAUCUGGAAGUACUUCCGGGAGGAGAGAACACGGAAAUAGGAGAAAAGGGUAUCAACUUGAGCGGAGGCCAGAAACAGAGAGUGUCACUUGCACGGGCCGUCUACAGCGACAGGGACAUCUACCUCCUUGACGAUCCGCUCAGCGCCGUCGACUCCCACGUCGGCAAACACAUCUUCAGAAACGUCAUCGGUAACGAAGGAAUUCUGAAGGACAAGACUAGGGUACUAGUAACCCACGGCGUUCAUUGGUUACCUAUGGUUGACGUCAUCGUUGUCAUGGAUCAAGGGGAGAUAAGCGAGGUUGGCUCAUACGAGGAACUUCUAAACCACGACGGUGCCUUCGCCCAGUUCCUGAAAGCAUAUUUGUUGGAGGGAUCCCAGGAUGUCGGCGAGGACGACGAAUUACAAGAGAUCCGGGCGAAGAUACUCGAGAGAGUCGACUCCGUGACCUCCAUAGGAAAAUCACCUUUGACCCUGUCACCUCACUUCAGCCCGCUGGCUUCUAGUCUCAACUCUCAUUCCAUUUCGUCACUUCCUGCUGCCCCACUAGACAGAGAUAUCAGUCUACAAAGGUCUACAAGUGUCCUCACAGACGAAAAUGAUUGCCCGAAUGAGGAGAGGGCCGGGUCUGUUGCUGAUGACAAAGAGGAGGAGGAAGAAGAACACAGACUCACAGAGGAUGAGAAGUACGAGAUCGGGAGGGUGAAGUUCUCCGUCCUCAAAUCCUACUUCCGGGCUCUGGGUGCGUCUGCGGCUGUCCUCAUCUUCUUCCUCUUCUUCAUCUUCCAAAUCAGCGGCAUUUCCACCAACGUGUGGCUCAGCAUCUGGACCGACGACCCCAGUCUGAAUAACAUCUCCUUGUCCGCCAACGCCACGGAGGUCGACCUAUCAGCGCUUUCCUACUAUUACCUUGGGAUAUAUUGCUUCCUAUCAUUGGCUCAAGCUGUUCUCGUCAUGUUAUACGUCAUGGUGACGUACCGGAAGAUGGUGCGGGCUGCCAGCAUCAUGCACAGGGACCUCCUCGACAACAUCCUGAGGCAGUCAAUGACCUUCUUCGACACAACGCCCACUGGUCGAAUACUGAACCGCUUUACUCGAGAUGUGGACAUCGUGGACAACCAUCUGCCCCGAAUAACUCGACAGUGGUUGGCAACUUUGUUUAACGUCUUCAGCGUCCUCAUCGUGAUCGCCUACAGCACACCCUUGUUCCUGGCGGCAGCUAUACCGACAUUGCUGGUGUAUUUCUUCGUGCAGAGGAUGUACAUCCCCACGUCCCGUCAGUUCCGGCGCUACCACUCCACCACCCGCUCCCCCAUCUACUCCCACUUCACCGAGACCAUCACAGGCGCCAGUUCUAUCCGAGCUUACGACGCCGUCGAACGUUUCUGUGACGAGUCUCUGAAGCGAGUCGACAAAAACAACAUCUUCCACUAUGCUGCGCUGGCGGCGAUGAGAUGGAUGAAGAUGCGACUGGAGUUUCUAGGAAACAUCAUCAUUCUCAGUGCGGCCAUAUUCGCCGUCGUCACGCCAGGCCUUUCAAGCGGCAUCGUAGGGUUGUCCGUGUCGUAUGCCCUGCAGAUGACCGGUACGCUGAUCGCCAUGGUACAGAUCACCACUGACCUAGAAACCAACGUAGUGUCCGUCGAGAGAAUGGUGGAAUAUAGUGAGAUUCCUCGCGAGGCCGCCUGGACAGUCCCCGAUAAGAAGCCGCCAGCUGAUUGGCCAACUGAAGGAGAGGUCAAGUUUGAUGACCUUCAGGUCAGGUACCGACCUGAACUUGACCUUGUUCUGAAGGGUAUCAACUGUAGAAUCAAGCCAGGCGAAAAGAUAGGCGUUGUCGGACGUACCGGAGCAGGGAAGUCGUCACUGACGCUGGCGUUGUUUCGCAUCGUGGAGUGCGCCGGUGGCAAGAUCCUGAUAGACGGUCACAACAUCGCCGACAUGGGUCUCCAUGACCUUAGAAGUCGACUCACAAUUCUUCCUCAGGAUCCGGUGCUAUUUUCCGGCAGUAUGAGAUUGAACCUGGACCCGUUCCAGGAGCACACAGACAGCGAGCUGUGGGUGGCCCUGGAGAGAGCCCAUCUGAAGGAGUUUGUGUCCGGAGUCCCUAAAGGCCUUCAACACGAGUGUGAAGAGGGAGGACAGAACCUGAGUGUCGGGCAGCGUCAGUUGGUGUGUUUGGCCCGCAGCCUGUUGAGGAAAACGAAGAUCCUGGUUCUUGAUGAAGCCACGGCCGCCGUCGACAUGGAAACUGACGAACUCAUCCAGAAGACCAUCCGCUCCGCCUUCCAUGACUGCACAGUCCUCACCAUCGCCCACAGACUCAACACCAUCAUGGACUACGACAAAAUAAUGGUGUUGGCUGCUGGACAGAUCGUGGAGUUUGAGUCCCCCUCGGUCCUGUUACAAGACAAGGCUGGGGUGUUCUAUGGCCUGGCGAAAGAUGCCAAUCUAGUCAGCUGAUGUUGACCUUCACCUUGGAGAGACCACCCUCAUUCUUCAGUAUUGUAAAUACCAUGUCGUUGAUUUUCAAUGAUACCGUUGUACAUUGUUGUGAAUGAGUCUGUAUUGACAGCGUGCAUGAAUUAGUAAAUACUGGUGAUUAGAAAUAACGCAAAUUUGUUAUACGGGUUGAAUGGAAACAACAUGAACAAUAUAGUGGGGUGGUAAAGGAGGAUUGCCAAGAUACCAUUGUUUGUUUGAUUAAGUAGCACUUUUGUUUCAAAUAAAAAAAUACCUCUUCUAGAUAUCUCGGUUGCGUUAGGAUUCAAUGACAUCUGUCUCGUCACAAUACGGCCAAGGUCUUUAUCCCAUAUAUUUUAUACACUUUCCACAUUAACACUAAAGGUUAAUCAUAUACUUCACUUUGCCAUCGUUUUAAUAGUCCCGCUGCAUCGUCACAUUAUAAGUUUUUAGGCUUGAUCGAAAUCAGUUUUUCAGUCGUUGCGUAUCUCAACCAAUCUAUCGGCGUGUUAUUUACUUCACAUAUAAUACAUUUAUUUGUUUACCAAUAUCUUGAUUCUUUCUGAUAUUAUGAAUUUACGGAAUCUACAGAUACGGAGAACUGAUCCUGAUAUUAGUAGCAACCAUCUUGUUUUGCUGUUUGUUUGUUUGUUUGUUUGUUGUUUAACGCCGCAAUCAGCAAUAUUCAAGCCACAUGAGGGCGGUCUGUAAAUAAUCGAGGCUGGACCAGACAAUCCAGUGAUUGACAUCAUGAGCUUCGAUCGACGCAACUGGGACACAAGUCAGCGAACCUGACCUCGCCAAAUCGUUAGUCGCCUUUUACAGUAAAGAAUGAGGACAUGUUCUCCUUGUUUUGCUGAUGGCAUUGUAACUGCAACGUCUUGUUGGUAUUUCUGUGUUGUUCAUAUUUGUUUAUUGUUAAAGAAAUAUCGAAAGCUCAUAUUGAAUUUUGAUAUCAUGUUUGUAUGUUCAUCUCUCAAUGUUUCCUGUACUUACAAUUUGUUGAAAACAGUGAGACAAAUCUGUUCUACUUAUAUUAUAGUCUCUCUUUAUUUAAGUCGUUAUAUGUCCAUAUUGUUUAUGAUUCCACAUCCUGUUUCAUACCAGGGAAACGGUUGGUCCUGACGUCUGAAGCGCCGGAAUUGCCAGAUACUUAUAAUCGUGAUUUUGUUUCAAGGUUUCUCAGUACAAUACCCGUCUAAGACUUGCAUCACUUCAGGAUUUCCUCCCCGCAACAAGCUGACACGAUCUGAUAUAAAUCAAACUCUGUUCAAAUCAACGCUGUUGCAAGCUCAUUGAUUUAAAGGCUUCAAUACAAUGUAUCGCCAGGCAUGGUUUACACUCAACUGUGUACUAUUUAUAUAUACAUGUCUGUUACGGGUAGGGGGAUGAACAGGUAUUUAAUAUGUUCACAUGAUUAUGUUAUCCGUAUCAACUGUUAGUCAAUAAUGCUUGAUUGCCAUCAUGAAAUUCAUAUUUGUCAUGAUGAAAUGUUGAUGUCAAUAUAUAUUUUGUAAUAAAGUGAAUAAUGAAUA
This is a messenger RNA of Haliotis rufescens (red abalone), 6616 nucleotides long. RefSeq names its product multidrug resistance-associated protein 1-like. NCBI's taxonomy places the organism in Eukaryota, Metazoa, Mollusca, Gastropoda, Lepetellida, Haliotidae. The record is from RefSeq and is a predicted model, not a curated record. Gene Ontology annotation, cellular component: membrane. The transcript is spliced from 30 exons. Gene Ontology annotation, molecular function: ATP binding; ATP hydrolysis activity; ABC-type transporter activity. The coding region runs from base 351 to 5081 and encodes 1576 amino acids. Gene Ontology annotation, biological process: transmembrane transport.